AUGGGCGACUCGGAUCCCAAUCCCGCCGCUCCCCGCCGGGGCCCGGAUCCGGCGCCCCAAGGAGGCAACACCACCAACCCCGGGGUGGGGACGGGGACCUCCCUGAGCGUCAUCAGCGAGGGCGUGGGCGAGCUGGCCCUCAUCGACCCCGAGGUGGCCCAGAAGGCCUGCCAGGAGGUGCUGCAGAAGGUGAAGCUGCUCCGCGGGGCCGUCCCCAACGGGGAGGGCUGCGAGAUCCGCUGCCUGGACGAGCGCGAGGAGGAGGAGGAGGGCGAGGAAGGCGCGGCGGCGGCGGCGGCCGACGCGGCCAAGUCAUCGCGGCGGCGGCAGAAGAACAACCCGGCCAAGCAGUCGUGGCUCCUGCGGCUCUUCGAGUCGAAGCUCUUCGACAUCUCCAUGGCCAUCUCCUACCUGUACAACUCCAAGGAGCCCGGCGUGCAGGCCUACAUCGGCAACCGGCUCUUCUGCUUCCGCCACGAGGACGUGGACUUCUACCUCCCGCAGCUGCUCAACAUGUACAUCCACAUGGACGAGGACGUGGGCGACGCCGUCAAGCCCUACAUCGUCCACCGCUGCCGCCAGAGCGUCGACUUCUCGCUGCGCUGCGCGCUGCUGCUGGGGGCCCUGUCCUCAGACAUGCACAUCUCCACCCAGCGCCACUCCCGCGGCACCAAACUGCGCCGACUCAUCCUCUCCGACGAGCUCAAGCCCUCCUCGGGGCAAGGGGGGCAGCAGAGGAGGGGCAGGGAGAUGCCCCUGCCCUCGGGGCAAGGGGUGGUGGCGCAGGAUGGGACGGCGACGGGGUUGUCGCCCUCCAAGAGGACUCACCAGAGGUCCAAGUCGGACGCCACGGCCUCCAUCAGCCUGAGCAGCAACCUGAAGCGCACGGCCAGCAACCCCAAGGUGGAGAGCGACGAGGAGCCUGCCCGCCUGGCCCCGGAGCGGGAGUUCAUCAAAUCCCUGAUUUCCAUCGGGAAGCGUUUGGCCACCCUUCCCACCAAGGAGCAGAAAACCCAACGUUUGGUGUCGGAGCUGUCGCUGCUCAACCACAAACUGCCCGCCCGGGCCUGGCUGCCCACGGCCGCCUUCCAGCACCACGUCGUCAGGGUGCCCCAUUCCCAGGCCGUGGUGCUCAACUCCAAGGAUAAGGCUCCCUAUUUAAUCUACGUGGAGGUGCUGGAAUGUGACAACGUGGACACGGCGAAUGUUCCCGCCCGGAUCCCGGAGAACCGGAUCCGGAGCACGCGCUCGGCCGAGAACCUUCCGGAGGUCGGGAUGAGCCCCGAGCAGAGGACGGGGAGUUUCAGCACCGUCCCCAACUACGACAACGACGACGAGGCCUGGUCUGUGGAUGACAUCGGGGAGCUCCAGGUGGAGCUUCCAGAGGUUCACACCAACAGCUGCGACAACAUCUCCCAGUUUUCCGUGGACAGCAUCACCAGCCAGGAGAGCCGGGAGCCCGUGUUCAUCGCCGCCGGGGACAUCCGGAGGCGGCUGUCGGAGCAGCUGGCGCACACCCCAACCUCCUUCCGCAGGGAUCCCGAGGAUCCCUCGGCCGUCGCCCUCAAGGAGCCCUGGCAGGAGAAAGUCAGGUCAGGAGGGGAAUUUGGGAAGGGAAGGGAAG
Molecule: messenger RNA, 1624 nt
Organism: Neopelma chrysocephalum (saffron-crested tyrant-manakin)
Lineage: Eukaryota; Metazoa; Chordata; Aves; Passeriformes; Pipridae
Gene: PI4KB
Product: phosphatidylinositol 4-kinase beta
Exons: 6
Biological process (GO): phosphatidylinositol-mediated signaling; phosphatidylinositol phosphate biosynthetic process
Cellular component (GO): cytoplasm; membrane
Molecular function (GO): 1-phosphatidylinositol 4-kinase activity
Source: RefSeq, a predicted model, not a curated record